This is a messenger RNA of Penicillium lagena, 1773 nucleotides long. RefSeq lists its product as uncharacterized. Bases 1 to 1773 code for a protein of 590 amino acids. Gene Ontology annotation, molecular function: glycerone kinase activity; ATP binding. The transcript is spliced from 4 exons. NCBI's taxonomy places the organism in Eukaryota, Fungi, Ascomycota, Eurotiomycetes, Eurotiales, Aspergillaceae. Gene Ontology annotation, cellular component: cytosol. The record is from RefSeq and is a predicted model, not a curated record. Gene Ontology annotation, biological process: glycerol catabolic process.
AUGCAGACCAAACACUUUUUCUCCGACCCGAACCACCUGGUUCUGACUGCCCUCCACUCGCUUACCCUGACAAACCCGUCUCUGGCUUUGGACCCCACGCACAAGAUCGUCUUCCGUCGCCCAGAUGCUCCCCGCAAGGCCAAGAAAGUAUCAAUCGUCACUGGUGGUGGCUCCGGCCACGAGCCUGCCUUUGCGGGGUAUGUCGGCCACGGGCUGUGUGAUGCCUCGGUCGCAGGCACUAUCUUCGCCUCUCCGUCCGCGGAGCAGAUUCGCAGGGCCGCCAUGGACCGCGUCCCCACCGAGGAAGGCGUGUUCAUCAUUCCCAUGAACUAUACCGGCGAUGUGUUGAAUUUCGGUAUGGCCGCGGAGAAGUGCCGUGCCGCCGGCAUUAACACCGAGUUCUUUGCCAUCAACGACGAUGUUGGUGUGGGCCGGGAGAAGGGCGGUUUGGUCGGCCGCCGCGGACUUUGCGGUGGCAUUCUGAUCCUCAAGAUGAUUGGAGCCUUGGCUGAGGCAGGUGGCUCGCUCGAGGAAGUAUACGGCUUGGCCAAGCAGGCAAACGAUAACUUGGUGACACUGGGCUCCUCCCUGGAGCAUGUUCACGUCCCCGGUCGUGAUAUGCCCGAGGACACGGUUGAGCACGGCGAAGUUGAGAUCGGCAUGGGUAUUCACAACGAGCCGGGCUCCCACCGGGCCAAAUUCGAGCUUGUAGGUCUGGUCUCCAUCAUGCUUAAGCAGCUGCUCGAUCAGAACGACACCGACCGCAACUACAUCACUCGCAAGCCCGAGGACAAGUUUGUGAUGCUCGUUAAUAACCUCGGCGGUGUCAGCCCGCUGGAGAUGGCCGGUAUCACCGACGAGGUCUACCGCCAGCUGGAGCGCGACUACCAGAUCAAGCCGGUCCGUCUCAUCCAGGGUACCUUCCUGACCAGCUUGAACGGCCUCGGCUUCAAUGUCUCGCUACUGAAGCUGUCCGACACCGGCCUGGGCCCUGGAAAGUCCAUGCUGGAGCUGCUGGACGCGCCCGCUGAAGCUGUGGGUUGGUCCGCUCCCAUCCCUACCUCGACCUGGGAUAAUCGGUCCGACACUCCUGUUGAGCUCAAAGACUCCAACCUGGCCGAAGAGACGCCCAGCAACCUUAAGCUGGAUCCUGCCGUUGUUAAAAAGGUUCUCGGCGCCGGCCUGAAGCGCGUCAUCAGCGUGGAACCCGAGGUUACCCGCUACGAUACCAUCGUAGGUGACGGUGACUGCGGCGUGGGUCUGAAGCGUGGGGCGGAAGCCAUCCAGGCGCUUCUAGACAAUGCCUCGCCCCCACUGAGCGAUGACAUCGUCAACACGGUGAACCGCAUCGUGACCGUGGUUGAAAACACCAUGGACGGCACCUCAGGUGCCAUCUAUGCCAUCUUCUUGAACGCGCUGGCCCACGGCCUGCGCGCCCAGGACCAGAGCUCCGCCGUGCCGGCCACGACCGAGGUCUGGGCCAAGGCCCUGAAGCACUCCAUAACCGCGCUGAGCAAGUAUACACCAGCCAAGCCUGGUGACCGCACUCUCAUCGAUGCUCUUGUCCCCUUCGGCGACACCCUAUUGGAGACCCUCGACGUGCGCGUUGCCGCCGCCGCCUCCCAGCAGGGUACCGAGUCCACCAAGAGCAUGAAAGCCAGUUUGGGCCGCGCUGUGUAUGUUGGUGAUGAGGGAGAGUGGCUCGGCAAAGUGCCUGACCCCGGCGCUUUCGGUCUCAGCGAGUUCCUGACUGGCCUGGCUGAGGCGGUCUAG